Molecule: messenger RNA, 741 nt
Organism: Thalassophryne amazonica
Lineage: Eukaryota; Metazoa; Chordata; Actinopteri; Batrachoidiformes; Batrachoididae
Product: proline-rich protein 2-like
Exons: 1
Coding region: 1-741 (246 amino acids)
Source: RefSeq, a predicted model, not a curated record
AUGGAGGGAGGCGGGCAGCCCCGGAGGAGCAGCAGAGGCCAGGGAGGAGCAAACCAACAGGGGGGACAGGGGGCCAGGGAGCCACAGAUGGAUGGGCCACCCCGCCCGGAGGUCCUCGAACCAGGGAAGGUGCAGGAUGGGACCCCAGAGUGGCAGGGGCAGCCGAGGAGCCAAGGGGAGACAGGCGGGCCCCACAAAACCGGAGGGAGAGGCCGGGGCACGGAGGGCCAUGCACACCCGAGCCCCGGGGAGAGGCACCACUCCCCACCUAGGCACCGGACCCCAACCCACCAACGGCAGAGCAGACAGACCCAAAUGAAAAGGAACGAUUGCCGCCAAACUCUUCCCCCACGCCACCACCACCCCCACCGCCGAUGGAACCAGAAGCCCCAUGGCGCGGCACCCAGGUCCCCAUCAGCGGGCCAGCCAGCCACCCAGCCCCCCCAGGCACAGAGGCGUACCAUGCCCCACAAGCGAGGAGCUGAAGGGAGCUCGGGCCAGUACCCGACCCAGAAGCCCGCGGCGCCAACCGGCAGCACCAGGAAGCAAACCCCCCCGGAUCCCCCAGCAAGUCCAGGACCCAACACCCGGACACCAGACCAUCCCCACACGGCCAGGCCGCCCAGCCCCGCCGCACCCGAGGGGCCAGCCACUCUAAAAGACACAAUCUCUCUCCUCCACCAAUUCAGUCAUAUUCAAGAGAAAAAUAAGAAGAAAAAAACACACAGUAUCAGUCUCUGA